Molecule: messenger RNA, 1902 nt
Organism: Nicotiana attenuata
Lineage: Eukaryota; Viridiplantae; Streptophyta; Magnoliopsida; Solanales; Solanaceae
Product: transcription termination factor MTERF5, chloroplastic-like
Exons: 2
Coding region: 311-1432 (373 amino acids)
Biological process (GO): regulation of DNA-templated transcription; chloroplast organization
Cellular component (GO): chloroplast
Molecular function (GO): double-stranded DNA binding
Source: RefSeq, a predicted model, not a curated record
AUCACUCAAUUCCUCUAUAAGAAAAGGGAGAGAAAAAGUUUGUAAGUUGAUUACGUUUUCCUUUGAUCACAAUUUUUUAAUUAAUUUUAUCAGUAAAAAAUUAUGAUUUACCUUACCCUACUAAAUGAAAAUCACAUAUAGGGAGUUAAAAUGUACACGUAUUAAAUUUCCUCAUUCUUAAAGAAUAAAGAAACUCAAAAUAGCACUUUUCGACAAUCCGAGAGAGAAAGAAGCAAGAUUACAGGAAACACACAAGGCAUCUAUAAACGGAAGUAUUUUUCUACUGUUGCAACGUUAAUAGCUGAACGAUAUGCUCAUCAGUUUAAGAGGCAAAGCUGUAGCUGUAUCCACAUUUCAGGUUCAGGGUUUCAAAUCCCAAUUCGUUUAUUCAACAAGCGCUACACCUGCCCCGACCCAUUUCUUGGUGAAAUACCUGGUUGAUUCUCUAGGAUUUUCCAAACAAGAAGCAACCUCUACAUCUUCCAAGGUAACUUCAUUAAAAACCUUUAAGAAUCCCGAUUUAGUCCUCAAUUUCUUCGUACAAAGUGGUUUGGACAAUACCCAGAUUAAAAGAAUAGUUUCUAGAGAACCCACAUUGCUAUUACGUGAUGUUUCCAAAAUCCUAAAACCCAAAUUCCAGUGCCUUAUGGAUCUUGGGUUAUUCGGGUCGGACCUGGUGAAUGUAAUUGCUAAAGAUACAACAAUUUUUGAUCGAGGUUUAGAUACUCAUUUGAGACCUACCAUUGAUUGUCUUAGGAAAACCUUGGGCACUAAUGAAAAUGUAGUUAAGGCUAUAAAGAAAACUCCUUGGUUGCUUUCUUUUGGUGCUCAUCAUACUAUUGAGGCUAAUGUAUUAUUGUUGAAAAAAGGUGGUGUUUCUGAUGUGAAGCUAAAAACACUUGUGCUUAGAAAUCCUAGGUAUAUUAUCCAAAAGACUGAGUGGGUUAAGGAUUUGUUGCAUAGGAUGGAGAAGGAUUUCCGAGUUCCGCUUCACUCUCCUAUUUUUCCUUACGGAUUUCAUACGUUAGCCUGUCAAAGGAAGUCCACAUUGGAAAGAAAGAUUGGAAUUUUCAAGAGUUUUGGAUGGUCUGAUAAUGAUAUACUCGAGAUGUUCCGGAAGCUACCGCUUUGUUUUACUCAGUCAGAGGUUAGAAUUAAGAAAGCAUUGAACCUUUACAUGAAGGAGCUUGGUUCCGGACCUGCUUACUUAGCUUCUCAUCCUGCAAUUUUGGUCUAUAGUCUGGAAAAAAGGGUGGUACCUCGGAUGCAAGUCUUGAAAAUUUUGGAUGAAAAGAAGCUUAAGAGGAGAAAGUGGAGUCUUUAUCCUGUGCUGAUGUUAACAGAGUCAAAGUUCAUAGAGUAUUUUGUGCUGCCCUACAAGGAUCAGAUGCCUGAUCUGUAUGAACCACACAUGAAAACUGUGGCUCCUUAACAGUUAUGUUUCUUGCCUAUGGAAUAGUUUACAUAGCGCCAACUGUCAUUUACUCAACUCCACACCGUUGGUUGAGCACCGUGGAAUUACUUGUUCUGUACUACACUUUGGCUAACAGUUUGGUGCCUAGGUAUGAGGUCAUUAACGUCUUGAAUAAUAAAAAGUUUGCUGCCUGGAUUAAGUUGAAUCUCUGCACUGAUAUGUGCUUUUGUCUGAAUCAAAGUUUAGUGUGAAAUUCAUUCUUUUCCCAGAGAAAGAAGAUGUUUGGUCGGAUCAAUUGGUCUUCUGGCCCAUUACAAAUUUGUUUUAUGCCAAAUAUCCCAAAAGAACUGAAUAUGAAAUGCAAGAGAUCUAGUUUCUUCUAUUUAAAUUGUAAAGGGUUAUGUUAAACCAUUUUCGCUCAUAUUAUAUGUGGAGCCAUUUGAAAUCAUCAUACUUGUAUUGAUUAAUCUGUGCUAUACUUUCAUCUA